AUGCACCACGGGAGUCCGCCGUGCUGGUGCGCCGUGAGCAUUGGCCAAAGCGCAUCGUUCAGCAACACCGCGGCCGCCAUGCUAAUGUCCUUUCUGCUCCGCUGUCACAUCCGGACGACACAUCGUGACACGGUGAUUGAGCGGCGGCACGUGCUACCCUACCUCAAGCUGGCCCAAGGUGCGUCCAUCGGAAAGCCCGGCACGCAUUCGGCGGCGCGCAGCGCUCCUCCAACCUGCAGCGCGCCGCUGGCCAACACGGACUAUGUGGGCCAGGACUUGAGUAACGUCGCUGCCACGUCCGUCAACGAGUGCUGCGCGGCUUGUCUCGCUGUCGCCACCUGCAACGCCUACAGCUUCAAGGCCAACGUCUGCUACCUCAAGAGCGGCAGCAACAACCAAGUGUCGCUGCCGGGCGUCACGGCCGUCGCGCUCUACCGCUGCUCGGCACCGGAGCUCGGCGUCGACUAUGUCGACAACGACAUUGGCAAUGUGGCGUCGCCAUCGUACGUGCGCUGCUGCGAGCUGUGCCGCAACACGGCCGGGUGCCAUGCGUUCUCGUGGGCCAGCGGCGUGUGCUACUUGAAGAGCGCCAAGGGUGCGACGACGAACGCAGCCGGCGUCACCUCGGCCAUGGUGCUUUAG
Molecule: messenger RNA, 642 nt
Organism: Saprolegnia parasitica CBS 223.65
Lineage: Eukaryota; Oomycota; Saprolegniomycetes; Saprolegniales; Saprolegniaceae
Exons: 2
Coding region: 1-642 (213 amino acids)
Biological process (GO): proteolysis
Cellular component (GO): extracellular region
Molecular function (GO): protein binding
Source: RefSeq, a predicted model, not a curated record